Messenger RNA from Fonsecaea pedrosoi CBS 271.37, 1047 nucleotides. RefSeq lists its product as uncharacterized. The record is from RefSeq and is a predicted model, not a curated record. The transcript has 3 exons. The coding region runs from base 1 to 1047 and encodes 348 amino acids. Lineage: Eukaryota; Fungi; Ascomycota; Eurotiomycetes; Chaetothyriales; Herpotrichiellaceae.
AUGAGGACCAACGUGCUCCAGACGUCCAUGUAUUGCAGUUCCAUGAUCGCCUUGAAUCUGACCAUGCAGCGGCUUCACAUGGACAGCACGACGCGUCUGUCGAGGGCUGUCAUUUACCACCUGAAUAAUACUGUCGUCCAGUUGCGAGACGCGUUGCGAGAUCCGGCGACCUGCACGAGUGACAUUGUCCUCGCUACCAUCUUCCCAAUGGCUUCUGUCUACCGCAUGUUGAAUGAUCAUGCUGCUUUCGAGGCACACGUCCAAGGCGUCCGUCGCAUCGUCGAACUCCGUGGAGGGCUCGAUUCCUUGGGGUGGAGUGGCUUUUUGAAGAUAUCGGCUGUCGGGAUGUUUGAGUCUGCCGCCGUGUUGCACCGCCAACAGACCCAACGCAGCCAGGACGAAGCACAGGGGCUCAAGCUCACCAGUGACUCGGUUGCAGAAUAUCCUUCCCAACCGCUCCCUCGAGCCUUACAGGUCAAAAUAUCCAAACUCCCGCCCGGCCUGGCCUGUCUGGCUCUGCAACGCCGGCUCAGCCUGCAGUGCGUCAACUUCCUCCAGCUCUUUUGCGAGUGGCUCGCAGACAACAGCGUCACCCCUGGACCGCACGACUCCAUGACGGAGCUCGGCCACGACAUCCUCGCCGUGGACGGUCUGAGCGCCACGGAACGGGUGCUCGCGGUGGCGAUCCAAGCCUACGUGAACUGGCUGGAGAGGACCGUGCGCCGCUGGUGCAACUACGCGUCCGAACACAGCGUGGAGACGCAAAUUGCCAUACUGGCCCGGGAAGUCGGGCUGGACGAUACGUGCGACGGGGACGCCCUUGCCUGGGCGUGUCUGCUCGUCAGAGACACGACCUCGCGGGGUUCCGCGCCCUGGGGAUGGGCCACCAAGUAUCUGGCGAAGAUGGCCCUGGGUGCUGAGAGGGAGGCGUAUCUCGACCGUCGUUUCUUCAGUCGUCCGGCCACGGCUGCGUCGGGUGUCACUUCAAGCCACGUUACACAUAUGUCGGAGGAGGCUGAGCAAGGUUGCUCUGGAGACGCGAUAUAG